Messenger RNA from Trypanosoma theileri, 1641 nucleotides. RefSeq names its product putative protein kinase A regulatory subunit. The coding region runs from base 1 to 1641 and encodes 546 amino acids. The record is from RefSeq and is a predicted model, not a curated record. The transcript has a single exon. Lineage: Eukaryota; Euglenozoa; Kinetoplastea; Trypanosomatida; Trypanosomatidae.
AUGUUUAUACCUGACCAAAAUCAGCUCUAUGCACUGUACAUGUUCUCCUGUGGGGAACAUGGUGUCGGUAAACCAAAUAAGGAGAUGUUAGAACUUUUAGCUGAAGAUGAUCGGGCGUGGAAUUCCCGAUUGUCUAAUGAGGCACAGGAACGUGGGGUAUCUGUUAGUGAUCUACAAGAAAUUGAAGCUGACACUCUAGAGCGGCAGCAGGAACGCGAUGCGGUGAUACCAUUAGCCAUGCGGCGUAUCUUUCGCCUUACCCCUCUCUCAUACAAUUACAAUAGUAAUAAUAAUAAUAAUAAUAAUAAUAAUAAUAAUAAUAAUAAUAAUAAUAGCAAUACGAAUACUGAAGGAGACUUGAGUGGUCGUGUACAUGUUGGUACUCGUGGGGCGCUGGCAAUUCUCGAUGUGGUGGAACAUCUCCCAUUUUUAGAAGAACUUGACUUAUCCACUCUCACCUCCUUCUACACCGCUGACGCCUACGCUACCUCUGAUGACAACAUGCAUGAUGUGAAUAAGCGUACAAACCAUGUUAAGGGUACGAAUGUCUCUGGUAAUGCAGUGAUUGCGGCUAUCUGCCGUGUUGCCGCCACUCAUCCGUCGCUGCGGGUGUUGGACAUUCGUGGACAUCCAAUCGGUACAACAGCGGGCCACGCAUUGCGAGAACUUUUACGCAGUAAUCGCCGUGUACAAGUGUUGCGUAUGGAUCGCAGUGGUAUUGAUCAUCACCUCCUUGCAGAUAUUGACAGGGAGUUGAAUCAGAAUGUUAAUACGGUGCGGGAACGGCCGCAACUCCCACGCGUCGUUCCCGCCGUUAUUGCACGACUGCCGACUAUUGAUCGCAAGACGGUGCGGGAACAACAACUAUUACGGCGACUAAUGGAGUCAGAGUAUGGAAUUGGUAAUAUGAUGAAUGCUGAUGAACUGCGAGAGGCGGUGUUGCAUGCACGCGUUAUGUCCACUACAGCCGCUUUAACACGCAGUAAUGGAUUGCGGGGUGAUGGUGUACAUCUCUUUCUUAUCAAAUCAGGUGUACUGCGCGCUGGUGGGAACCCACGUCGCUUUGAACUCCGCCGUGGGGAUUUCUUUGGUGAUACUUAUGAGGAUUUACCAUUCCCUCAAGAACUAUUAGAGGAAGCAGAGCGGGGUGUGGUGUAUGCUAUUCCACUACAGUACUGCACCUCUCUCUGUACGGCGUGGGCACGACGUGUGGAAUCUUUCUAUCCGCUUGUGCGAAACUUAGCAUUGUUGCAGGCGGUGAGUGUGUGGACACGUCUGCGUAUUUGCUGCUGUGCCACUUCACGUGUAUUUCAUAACGGAGAGAAUGUGAUUGUACCAGGUGAUACUUUUAAAGGACUCUUUCUUGUUACCGAAGGAUCUUUUGGUGUGGCUGGACGCACAGCAAACGCCCCACGAACACAUAUGUUUAUGGUUGGUGAUAUCUUUGGAGAGGAGUCUCUUGUAUCCAGGCGGGAGUGUAGUUCUGUUACGAUUGCUGCCGCAAGAGAUGUAGAGACCAGCAGUUGUCUGUUAGUGGAAGGAUGUGGAGCACGUGUUCUCCAUAGUCAUCUGCGGCCCGUACUGAUGACACUUGCCUCUGCCUAUUCGUUACACGAAGAUCUUCAACCCAUAAAGAAGUGA